AAAGAAAGGGGAAGAAAGAGAAGGAGAGAUAGAGGAAGGGAAAGAGAGAGGGAGGGAGGGAGGGAGAGAGAGAUUGGCUGACUGCCUCUCCUUUGCAAUGACACCCGAAGCUGCCUGGCUCCUGUGCUUCGCCUUGGCCGCCUCCUCCUCCUCCUCGCUCCCCUCCUCCGGGGUAGCAGGCGAGACCAGGCAAUCUUUGUUCGCACCAGCUGUUGUCAUGGGAAAGAGACAAAUAAAUGAUGAAGUCAACAGACAGGAGACUUGGGAAGUGGACUUGAACCAACCAUCAGAAUCAGCCAUAGGAACCCCAAACCAACCAUGGACACUACCCCAUGCUGGAAAAUCGAUGAAGACAUUCAACAAGGAUGCUUAUGGGUCUGUGGCUGCCACUCCUUCCCAGAACAAGUCUCUCCGAGGUAGCACCAUUAGCUACAUUGAGGCGGCUGAGCACACAAAGGACCAGUUCUUACCUCGAGAUGAGUGGAAUCCUCUGGAAGUGAAAGCAUUAAACACACUCCAGCUACUCUUGGAUAAAAGGAAAAAUGUGAAAAAAUCAGUGGAGAAUCAGACAGGCUUAAGGAAGCAGUCCUUUCAGGAUGCCAAAAGUCUUCCUUCCCUUAGUCGUGAGGAGGCAUCUCUCUCUACCACUUACUUGAGUCAAAGGAACCGAAUCAGCAGAAACCGGCUCCUCUUGGACUCUGCCAACAGCAUCUCUACUUACUUCCAUCCACCUGGAUAUCCCCACUGCCAAGGCAGACUUCUAGCGGAAGCAUCUACGUUGAAAAACACGGGGUCAAAUGUUGGUCAACACUCUGGUGACUUGAAUCACUUCAACCGGCCUGGGAAGAAAAACCCUUACCACAGAUUCCAUGGUUUUUUCCGAAAUAUCACCAAACCCUAUUGGUUCACAAACCGACAGACUCCGAGCUUACUGGAAGACUUCAGCACCUUUAAGAUUGAUGUUGACAAUCUAGAAGUAUGUUUGACUGGUUGCAAGAGGGAACGUGAGGAACUAGAGGCUUACUGUAGCAGCGAAUUUGUGGUGAAUGGAAUUGUUCAUGAUAUUGCCAUGAUAUACAAAGGAACGUAUUUGGUGACCAUGCUAGUGAACAGCAAUGGACUCUACAAGACAAAUCGGCUGUUCCUGAACCCUGAUGGCUACUUCUUUCGAGCUCAAAUGCUUGUUGUGGAUGCCCUGAAUUGUAGCAAACACUGUCCAGACUUUCAACUCGGUGGCAGGUAUAUUGUGAUGGGUCACCUCUAUCACCGAAGAAGGCAGCUGCCUACAGUCCUGCAAGAGCGCGUGAGAGGCCGUCUGCGGCCCGGAGACGGGCUGCUUUGCAGAGGCAACAGCUACAUGAAGAGGUUCAACAGAAGGCGGGAUCAGAAGGUUCAAGGGGCAGCUCGGUCCAAGUGUGGAUGAGAAGGCAACUCAGCCAUCACUUUCUCAGGCUCUGAAAGCAGUUUUAGAGUAACAGGUAGAUUAAAAAUGUUCUCUGGUUUCUCUACACACCGAUAACACUUUUGGUCUGAAAAAUCGCUUGCUUUUGCUAUUAAAAGAAGGAACUGGAGCCUGCUACAGCCUCUUAAUUUUGUCACCCAAUUAUCAAGGCAUGAUAUUUACUCCCUGUAACUAAUCUCUAUUAACUGAUCUUCUUGGUCAGAUCGAAGUCAACCAGCCGUCCAUCAAAUGCUUUUCCAGGUACCUUUAGGGAUUAUCUUCUAUAUACAUCAUGAUUAUUAGCUCCUAGCUAAUAAUUCUAUUCCACAACAUCAAUACAGGUGAUCCUCGUCGUACCACUGUAAUUGACCUUAGGAAUUACAGUUGUACGUCAUGACAGUCAUGAGUCAUCAGGUGACUCAUUUGUACCUUUUUCGGAAUGGUUAUUAAGCAAAUCCCACAAUCCUUAAGUGAACUCGUGGCUCCCACGUAACACCACUACUCUGUAGCCUGCACUGGCUUCCUAUGGUUUUUCGGGUGCGCUUCAAGAUUUUGGUUACCACCUUCAAAGCGCUCCAUGGCUUAGGACCCGGGUACUUACGAGACCGCCUGCUGUUACCUUAUGCCUCCCACCGACCCGUACGCUCUCACAGAGAGGGUCUCCUCAGGGUGCCGUCCGCCAAACAGUGUCGGCUGGCGGCCCCCAGGAGUAGGGCCUUCUCUGUGGGGGCAUCGACGCUCUGGAACGAACUUCCCCCUGGCUUACGUCAAGUGCCUGAUCUUCGGACCUUCCGUCGUGAGCUAAAAACACACCUAUUUAUUCAAGCGGGACUGGCAUAAUAGUGUUAAAUUUUAAUUCGGGGUUUUAUUAAUAUUUCUAAAAUUUUAAAACUAAAUUUUAAUUAUCAGCCUUUUUGUAAUUUGCUAGGUUUUAAAUGUUUUAAUUGUAUAUAUUUUGUGUUUUAUCUUUGGCUGUACACCGCCCUGAGUCCUUCGGGAGAAGGGCGGUAUAAAAAUUUAAUAAAUAAUAAAUAAAAAAUAAUAAUAACUGAUUGUCUCCUUUGGGACUUUUUUGGUGGAAACCAGAAGUAAAUGCCGAUUUUUGGCAAAACUAUCAUAAAUCACAGUCAUAUGACCACAAGGCACUGCACAUAGCCGUAAAUGUGGGCGGGUUGCUGAGCACACAAAACACAGACAUGUGAUUGUGAGGGGGGAGCUGAUGUUGGAACUUUGAAACCAGGUUGUAAGUCCCUGUUCAAGGGUGCAUCAUCACUUCGAAUGGCCACUAAGUCAAGUACUAUCUAUAGUUCUGCAUUCAUUUCUAAAGUUUAAAUUGUAGCUUUCAGAACUGUAAAAAAAAAUGAUAUAGACUAAAUAUGUAAAGUGUUAUCAAAUGGUUGGUCCAUUUUAUUAAUGAAUUCAUAAAUGCUAUUGCUAAUAUAGAAAUAAAGCAUUCAAACAUUUUGAGAGAUAUUUAUAUAAGUGAUGUGAAUUCAAAUGUAAAUGCUAUAUGGCAGGAAUAUGUCAGCGUGUAAUAAAAAGUGUUAAUACUUCUAGAAAUAAUUACAAUAUUAUAUCAGAAUUGUAAAAUCUAGGAGGAGGAAAAGUGAAUGGGUUGGAAAAAUGCAGAAACCAAUGAUAAUGAGCAAGUGAAUUUUGGGCUGGAAUAAUUUAGCAUGAAAGUACUUGGUUUAAUAAUCUAAAGGUACAGUCAUUAGCAUUCUCUGUUAUUAUAACAUUUUUUACCCAGCCACCUGUGACCGGAAUCAUUUAGGAGCUUUUAACACAGUAUAAGCAAAACUUUAAUAAAUGCCUCUUCAUUUCAGAUAUCAGGAUUUCAAACAGGCUCAUUAUAUAUUUCUAACAGAAGCAGGAAAUGUUAAGUCCAUGAGGUGUUAUGUCAUUGCUGAAACUUUCCCAAGGUGUCUUCAAUGAAAGCUCUUUAUUAUCACAAAGUAAGAUUUCCUGGCAACAGCCUGUAAGUGGGAGUAAGGAGGGAAGUCGCUUGUGUUCAAUUUAUCUUUGCAUUCAUUUCCUUAUUUUGCUUUCUGUAUUUAACAGAUACAUCUACCAUAGGCAUGUGUCUGUGUGAUGCUAGAGUCUUCCAUUACAAGCUUGUCUUUGAAGCAGGAAAUGUACAGCACCAGUUUUGAAAAUAGCGUAGUUGUAACAAUAUGGUACUUGUAUUAAAUUACGCUUACAACAAUGUAUGUUUUAAAAACUAUUGGAUGUCAAUCACAUGAAAGCCUUGAUUCAUAGGUUUCACUUGCAUGUCACUUUGUUCUUGUCCAGAA
Ahaetulla prasina is the source of this 3735-nucleotide messenger RNA. It is a transcript of the gene C2H17orf58, whose product is annotated as chromosome 2 C17orf58 homolog. Lineage: Eukaryota; Metazoa; Chordata; Lepidosauria; Squamata; Colubridae. The record is from RefSeq and is a predicted model, not a curated record. Gene Ontology annotation, molecular function: protein binding. The transcript has 6 exons. The coding region runs from base 98 to 1423 and encodes 441 amino acids.